Messenger RNA from Saprolegnia diclina VS20, 1037 nucleotides. RefSeq lists its product as hypothetical. Gene Ontology annotation, cellular component: membrane. Lineage: Eukaryota; Oomycota; Saprolegniomycetes; Saprolegniales; Saprolegniaceae. The transcript has 2 exons. Gene Ontology annotation, molecular function: symporter activity. The record is from RefSeq and is a predicted model, not a curated record. The coding region runs from base 24 to 1037 and encodes 337 amino acids.
GUCGUCACCGCCCACGAGCUCGAAUGAGCCACAUACCGAUGCUCGCGACCAAAGACGAGCACUCGCUCGAGUCGUACGACCUGCAGAUCCUGUCGCAGCGCAAGUCGUCGAUUACGGGGUCGAUCGCCGCCGACUCGCUCUUUGCGCCCACCGUAAGCGACGGCACGGCCUUGGCCCGCCACCAGCAGCCUCCUACGAUGGAGAACAAUGCUGACGACGAAGGUGCCACCCGCCGGUCGUGGACGCAUUACUACGUCGGUGCGCCUGGUACGCUCCUCGGUGCGGCCAUUGGCCUUGGCCUUGGGCUCUUUCUCGCCACGGACUCGGUCAAGUCGCAGCUCAAGCAGUACGACUACGCCGAGAAGCUUAUCGUGCGCUGGGGGGCGCUCUAUUUCCGCGCUGUGAGCUGUCUCUUGUCGCCGAUCGUGUUUGUGAGUCUCGCUCGCGCAGUCGCCGACAUUGUCGCAAGUCCGCGCAUGACGCGCAUGGGGUGGCGGCUCCUCGCCUACUCGUUUGGGACAACAUUAUUGGCCGUCGCGCAGGCCAUGGCGUGGGGAUACCUCUUCGCCGACAAGUACGACGGCGCUGAGUACAAGUUCAAGUACUCUUCGUUUUCCAUCAAGUGCCCCAACACGAAUGGCUUGACCCUUGGCGCGCACAAGAACGGCACCUUGUUCUGCGCCAACAUGACGGCCAAGCAGCUCAAAGCCAACGGUUUUCCGCUCUAUGACGACACCAAGCAGCUCGUGCUGGCGCCGGACAUUCGCAAGCUUGUCUACUACGAGUCGACAACCCAAGAGAUUCUACACGGCCUGCUGCUCUUGACGCCCGGCAACUUUGUCGGCGCCUGGUACCGCAACGAAGUCAUGAGUAUCGUGAUCUUUGCCAUGGUGUUUGGCCUCGCGGUCGGUCUCGCCCAAGUCAAACCACUGCUGCAGCUCCUCGAAGGCCUCGAGACGAUCCUCAACAGCAUGAUCCCCAGGACACACAUGCCGUUGAGCCAAAUGUACGUCCUUCGUGCUCAAGAUGUCAGGUGA